ACUUACUUAUAAGGCUUAUUUUAAAUUUACAAAUAAUGCUGGUAAACUUUUGUGAUACAUGCUUACGAACAGACGUAAUUUGUAGUACUGUUUGUACCGAAGGUUAUGAAGCUUCUAAUCUUGUAAACAAUUCUGAUAAAGGUUUUUUAGCAUAUUCAUGCAUUAAACCUCCAGUAACUAUAGAUUUUAUUUUUAUUAGUAACAUUCAAAUAAGUCAUGUUAUUGUUUGGCCACAAGUAGGAGCACAAAAAUCAUGUGGUUUUCAGUUAUCUGUUAAAUCAUCGGAUACAAGUAAUGAACCAUUCACUGUUAUUUCUACUGCAUUCUUGCAGAAAGGAGAAACAGGUAUAUCGUUUCAUCAAAGAGAGAUUUCAUGUAACGUAGAUAUGUCUGCACCUAUUAAUUUUGUUAAGCAUUCUAUAAAGUCGAUGAAUAUUACAAACUAUGCAAGUAUUUUACGUCUUAAUAUUUUAAAAACUGAAAAUUCCGUACCAGCAUUAGGUAAAGUUGAAAUUUGGGGAAGAGUUUCACCUAAAUGUGGGAAAGAUAUAGCUAUGAAUGUUAUGGCACUAUGGAUGAAUCGAUUUAAUGAUUUAACUGUUUCUAAAACUGCUACUACCUCUAUUGAAAAUAAUCAAAGACAGAAAAAAGAAAGAGAACAAGUAAGCAGUUCACUAAAUGUACCGGAAGAAUUUUUAGAUCCAAUUACUUUUGAAAUAAUGACUCAACCUAUUAUUUUACCAAGUGGUAAAAUUAUAGAUCAAAAAACACUAGAAAAGUAUGGUUACAAUGAAGCUACAUGGGGCAGACCCGUUUCAGAUCCAUUUACAGGCAUUCAUUUUAAUAAUGUUCAUAAACCAAUAGCUGCUCUUCCUUUGAAGGCACGAAUUGAUAAAUUCCUUCUUGAAAAUAGUAAUGAUGCAGAGAUAAAAAAAUUACCUAGAGUAUUAGGUGCAAAUAUAUCACAAUUGAAUAAUGUGAAAAAUGUAAAUGUAAUAUCUUGUGUACCUAAAAGUCGUACAGACAAUGUAUGUACUGUGAAUAAUAAUGGUAAACAACUGAAAAGAACUUUUCCAAAAGAAGAAACUAGUUCAUAUUAUAAUUCAAAAAAAUCUUUUCAUGGACAUUCUUUACCAGUAGUGUCUAUUAAAAACUCUAAUCCAAGUAAUAAUUUAACCGAAAAACCACUAGUCAAUAUGACUGCCUUCAAAAAUAAAAUUUUGACUAAAGAAGAAAUUUCUAAAAAGAAUGCAAUCAUUGAACAUAAAUUAAAUACAAAUAUUCAAGUUGCUAGUAUGCCAACUUGUAAAUGUUGUACAGAAAAAAUUUUUUACAAAUUACCUUGUGAACAUAUUAUAUGUAGAAAAGCUUUGUUAUCACUUAAAAAAAAUCAAUGUACUAAUUGUAAAUUAGAAUUUAAAACAUGCGAUCCUCAAAGAUUUCAUUUAUGUAAUUGA
Messenger RNA from Ceratosolen solmsi marchali, 1457 nucleotides. RefSeq names its product RING finger protein 37. Gene Ontology annotation, cellular component: nucleus. The record is from RefSeq and is a predicted model, not a curated record. NCBI's taxonomy places the organism in Eukaryota, Metazoa, Arthropoda, Insecta, Hymenoptera, Agaonidae. Gene Ontology annotation, biological process: protein polyubiquitination. The coding region runs from base 36 to 1457 and encodes 473 amino acids. Gene Ontology annotation, molecular function: ubiquitin-ubiquitin ligase activity; ubiquitin protein ligase binding. The transcript has 2 exons.